UCGUGUUAUCUUCUCUUCCUCUCCUUUUCGACUCUUUCCAUGACAUAUUAGAAUAGAUCACAGAGAGAGAGAGAGAGAGAGAGAGAGAGAGAGAGAAGUCAUCAAGUAGUAUGCCAUGGCCGUGGCCACCACACUCAGCUUCUUGAGACUUCCAGCUCUUCCCCCUAACAAGCCUCCCAACCCCAACUUCCCCAAGCUCCCCCUCCCGCCCCCGAAACUCGCCUCCCCCGGCCCCGGCCCCGGCCCUCUUAAUUUAACGUUUGACCAUCUCCAAUCUGCUUCCCUGCCCCUCACCGCUGUCGCAUUGCCAUUCAUCUUGGAUGCCGAGGAUGCAUUGGCGGUGGGAGGCGAGUUGGGGAUACUGGAGGGGAGGACGUUCGCGUUGAUCCACCCGAUCGUGAUGGGGGGCCUGUUCGUGUACACGCUUUGGGCAGGGUACCUGGGCUGGCAAUGGCGCCGCGUCCGGACCAUCCAGACGGAAAUUAAUGAGCUCAAGAAGCAAGUCAAGCCGGUCGCUGUUGCUCCCGAUGGCUCUCCCCCGCCCGAGGCUCCCCCAUCUCCCGCUGAACUCAAAAUUCAACAGCUCACCGAGGAGAGGAAGGAUCUAAUUAAAGGCAACUUCCGGGACAGGCAUUUCAAUGCGGGAUCCAUACUGCUUGGAUUCGGGGUGUUUGAGGCAGUGGGCGGUGGAUUCAAUACGUGGUUCCGGGCGGGGAAGCUAUUCCCUGGACCCCACUUAUUCGCCGGAGCAGCAAUAACAGUGCUGUGGGCGGCUGCUGCGGCACUGGUACCUGCGAUGCAGAAAGGGAGCGAGACUGCCAGGAAUCUACAUAUUGCUCUGAACGCCUUUAACGUAGUGCUUUUCAUAUGGCAGAUCCCCACUGGGAUCGAUAUCGUCUACAAGGUCUUUGAAUUCACCAAGUGGCCUUAAACCUAGCAUUCUUUUCUCCUGCCCUCUAUUAUAUACACUAGCAUAUGUACAUUCAUGUGCAGUAUCUGAAUAUUGUCUUAGCUAAUAUUUGCUUUGCCGAAUGAGCUUAUGAAGAAGAAUUUGUACUCCGCAUUAUCGUCUCAAACUUAUUUGGUUCUCCAUAUUUCCCUUCCCUGAGGAAAUGGGUAAGACACUGACUUCAUGGUUCA
Punica granatum (pomegranate) is the source of this 1140-nucleotide messenger RNA. The record is from RefSeq and is a predicted model, not a curated record. Lineage: Eukaryota; Viridiplantae; Streptophyta; Magnoliopsida; Myrtales; Lythraceae.